GCCAGGCGCCACGCCCCCUUCGGCCCCGACCAGGAAGGGAAUUUGGGAAAAUAGACAAACUGGAGGUAGAGGAUGAAAGAGGGGAGAGGUGGGUUAGAGAGAGAGUCUGACUGAGGGAAAGCUUUUGGGAUCUUCACCAGAGCGCCAACCUUCCCUCGUGAGAAGAACACAGCACCGCCACAAUGCUCAUUAAGGAAUUUCGAGUUAUUCUGCCCAUAUCAGUGGAAGAGUACCAGGUGGGGCAGCUGUACUCAGUAGCAGAGGCCAGUAAGAACGAGACAGGAGGAGGAGAGGGAGUGGAGGUGUUGAAGAAUGAACCAUACGAGAAGGGCGGGGAGACGGGACAGUACACACACAAGAUUUACCACCUGCAGAGUAAAGUUCCAUCGUUCGUCAGAAUGCUAGCUCCAGCAUCGGCCCUUAACAUCCAUGAGAAGGCCUGGAACGCAUACCCCUACUGUCGCACAGUUAUCACUAAUGAGUUCAUGAAAGAUAACUUCCUGAUCAAGAUUGAGACGUGGCACAAACCUGAUCUAGGACAGCAGGAAAACGUCCAUGGUCUGGAUGCAGACACCUGGAAGAAGGUGGAUGUUGUUCACAUCGACAUCGCAGACCGCAGCCAGGUGGAUACCAAGGACUAUAAGCCAGAGGAUGACCCCACUAAAUUUAAGUCAAGGAAGACUGGCCGAGGCCCUCUGGGACCAGAUUGGAAGAAGGAGCUCCCUAAGAAGACAGACUGCCCACACAUGUGUGCCUACAAACUGGUGACAGUCAAGUUCAAGUGGUGGGGCCUGCAGAACAAAGUGGAGAACUUCAUCCAGAAGCAAGAGAAGCGUCUGUUCACCAACUUCCACCGUCAGCUGUUCUGCUGGAUCGACAAGUGGAUCGAACUCACCAUGGAGGACAUUCGUCGCAUGGAGGACGACACGCGCAAAGAACUGGACGAGAUGAGGGUGAAGGAUCCAGUGAAAGGCAUGGUGGCUCUGGAGGACUGAUGAGACUGGAGAAAGACUGACUGACCCUGUUGCUGUUACGCGGAUCAGAACUGUAAACCGACCGACACCAGCUGAUUCUACCCUCCUUCUCCUCUUGCUCUGUCAACACCAGCUUCUCUGCCCCCCCAGAUUGGUGUAGUCUGUUAAGGAUAUGGACCACCCCUCUCUUUAGUCUAGAGUGGACUGAUCCACUCCACUCUACCUUAACCCAGUCAGUCCUCUGAGCUCCAGACAGACACAGCGACCAGGAGAUGUGUUAUAAUUUUAACAGGGUUUUUAAAGCUUCAGUUUGUCUGCAGUAAAAGUUGCCCGUUUCUUUCAGGACCAAGCUGUUGUUUCUCUCUCUGUGACUGUUGUUUUUAUUUGAUUGCUAAUUUAUUUUCUAUUGGUCAUCCUGUCUUCUGAUAGGUUGUUAACCAGACCUCCUUCUCUACAUCAUCCAAUCACGUUGUUUGUAUUGCCUCUCUCCUUCAUAUCAACCACCUCCAUUAACAACAGGUACCUGAUGUAAUUCACACAGAGCUGUGUAGGCGGAGCUUACACCUCAUGGCCAAUAGAACAGUUCAAAAGGUAGAACCUUUGCCUACAUGCCAUGCAGUGGGUGGAUGGUGAAGUUGCCCCCUAGAUGCUGAACUAGGGUCAGGUCUCCUCACUAAUGGUUAAGGUUAGAAUGGGGGGGAAGGGGAUCAUUUCCAUUUGUUUCUCUUUCUGUCUCUCUUUCUCUCCAUCUUAUCUCCCUCAUCCUGUUAUUGAAGAUCUUCACAAGCCAGGCUAGGUUAGGUUUCUGAAGAGGUGUGUGUUUGGUGUAGCUGUCUGUAUUAUAGUACUAGUGUUUAGGGGGAGACGGGUGAUGAGGAAGGGGAGGAGUGUUUGUGUGUGUGUGGGUUGGUCUGUGUUUAAGGAUCUGUCCUACGCAUGCCUGUGACUUCCUGCCCUCUCUCCUCCUCCUCUUCAUUCUCUUCCUCCUCUUUCUCUGUAUCCUUCCAUUCCUUCAGUACAAACAAUAUUCUACCUUUCUCAUGGAAUGGAAGCCUCAAACUCUCCUCCCUCCAUCUGUCCAUCCCACCAUACUGCCAUCAUUCCAUACAUCCCUCCCUCCAUCUGUCCAUCCCACCAUACUGCCAUCAUUCCAUACAUCCCUCCCUCCAUCUGUCCAUCCCACCAUACUGCCAUCAUUCUGUCCAUCCCACCAUACUGCCAUCAUUCCAUACAUCCCUCCCACCAUACUGCCAUCAUUCCAUACAUCCCUCCCUCCAUACUGCCAUCAUUCCAUACAUCCCUCCCUCCAUACUGCCAUCAUUCUGUCUAUCCCACCAUACUGCCAUCAUUCCAUACAUCCCUCCCUCCAUCUCUCAGUCCAUUGAGCGUCUCCAUGAUAUCAGGGUCUUCUGUGUGAUGUUCUGUAUGUGCUGAUAUUGUGUAUAUAUAAUAUUAAUUAAUGUAGAUGAACACACACAGAUAAACUACAUGACCAAAAGUAUGUGGACACCUGCUCAUCGAACAUCUCAUUCCAAACUCAUAGGCAUUA
Oncorhynchus tshawytscha (Chinook salmon) is the source of this 2523-nucleotide messenger RNA. RefSeq names its product phosphatidylinositol transfer protein alpha isoform-like. Gene Ontology annotation, cellular component: cytoplasm. The transcript is spliced from 12 exons. The record is from RefSeq and is a predicted model, not a curated record. The coding region runs from base 183 to 995 and encodes 270 amino acids. Gene Ontology annotation, biological process: phospholipid transport. Gene Ontology annotation, molecular function: phosphatidylcholine intramembrane carrier activity; phosphatidylcholine binding; phosphatidylinositol binding. Lineage: Eukaryota; Metazoa; Chordata; Actinopteri; Salmoniformes; Salmonidae.